AGCUGAUCGAGAUAUAUCUCUUCUUUUUGUUGUUAGCUAGAGCUAGUGUAACCGCAUUACACUUAUCGUUAAUACUUUAAUAAAGGAACGAGAUUAUGCUCCUCGAUGAUUUUAGUAUAAAUAUAUUUUACGUACUUUAAUUUUUCUUAAUUUCUCUUUUAUUAAAUUAGAAGAGUUAUUGUUAUAAAAAAAGGGAAACAUCAUUCCAAUUCUAAAGUUUCUAUAGCACAUAUAUUUGAAAUUUUUCAAAUACGAUUGAGUAAUUUUAUAUGUAAUAUAAAAUAAAUCAACGUUUUUGGAUAGGUAUAUCGCAUAAAAUUUUAAAAUUUAAAAGAAAAGUACCAAGUAUCCAAAUGCAAAAGAAGUAGAUGCAAGAACAAGUACUUACAACAGUUAUUGAUUAAUUUUAUGCAAGUAUAACCGGUUCUGCUCAAUAAUGGAUAAAAGUGUCUGUGACAAUAAACUACUAAACAAAAAACCACUGAUUCCACAACGUUUAACAAAUAACAAUCAUUCGCAGCACAAAACAUCUCAAUCUGUUGCAGCAAAAAAUAAUGAAAAUAAUAUUGAUUAUAGAAACAUUUCUCUUACUUUAACAGGAGAGAUAAGUUCAUCCUAUAUACAUAGAGAUAAUUUAACACAAAAGCAGCCUAACAUUAUGCUUGUGGAGGACACAGAAGAUGAUGAUGAACAAUUCUUCUCAAAUAUGAAAGAAAUUAUUGACAAGAAUUAUAAAAUGCAGAACAAAGAAAAUCAUAGUAUAAGAGAUUUGCAAAGCAAAUCAUAUUUAUCGAAGAAAAAGAAAUGUGUGUUUAGUGACGAAGAUCAGAAUUUAAUAAAGCGGUUUAAAAAGUCUGUGAAUGAGAACAAAGUUUUGCGUGCAACUUCAGAAAAGCUACAACAGUCUGAAAGUGUUGCUACCGUUAGCAAUUCCAAAUGCUCGAUGAUAACUAGCACUCCAAAGAUUACUUCAGCUGUCACAAUUAAUAAUAUUAAUACAGAUUUCAGCAGAAGUAAUACAAAUCAGUUUUUCUCCGACAUAACUUUGCAAAAAAAUGAUCAAUUGAUAAUGCCCAGAAGUACAGGGAUUGUUACAAAAACUGAAAUUGUUGAAACAGAAAUUGAACAACUUGUUUAUUGUGAGAUGCACUACUUGACACCACCUCAAAGAGAUAAAUAAUUUAUUAUCAUAGUUUAUAAUGUUUAUAAUGUUUAUUAAUAAUUUAUUAUAACAAAAUAAUAAAAUUAUAUGAUUUUAA
Formica exsecta is the source of this 1259-nucleotide messenger RNA. RefSeq names its product probable serine/threonine-protein kinase ifkA. The coding region runs from base 437 to 1180 and encodes 247 amino acids. Lineage: Eukaryota; Metazoa; Arthropoda; Insecta; Hymenoptera; Formicidae. The record is from RefSeq and is a predicted model, not a curated record. The transcript has 5 exons.